Molecule: messenger RNA, 3030 nt
Organism: Salvelinus sp. IW2-2015
Lineage: Eukaryota; Metazoa; Chordata; Actinopteri; Salmoniformes; Salmonidae
Product: vasopressin V2 receptor
Biological process (GO): positive regulation of vasoconstriction; cellular response to hormone stimulus; G protein-coupled receptor signaling pathway
Cellular component (GO): plasma membrane
Molecular function (GO): vasopressin receptor activity; peptide binding
Source: RefSeq, a predicted model, not a curated record
UUCAGUCCUGUCAGUGAGUAGAGGCACUCAGAAAUAGCAGAGAAGAGAGGGAGCCCGGAAACGCAUGGUGAACUAAUGGAUUACUCUCACAGACUCUUGUGAACUACACAGCAUCGACAUACCAUCAACCACACAACCUGGCAAAUACAGUACAGACAUACAAUAUUCACACUGAUUUCACUUCAGCCUCAUACACUCAACAAGCUCUCUACAAAUUUAAAUCACACAGACUUUGAGACAGACAGUUCUAACACAGGUCUCUUAAUCUACAUUAGAGUAAAUAGACAAACGGAUUCUCUGAUUCUGACACAAACACAGACACAAUGGAAAUGCAUGGGCUUCAGUGUUGAACUGAAGGACCAAAGAUGUGAAUUUCGGUGAGGAUUCUGACACCUUUGUGAAACAUCACUGAAGAGCACCACAAGCAAAACAGGACACACAUGAAGAGGUUGACCAUGCACUGACAAAAAGGCAUGGAAACCAUCUCCGGGGAAAUGGGUUGGAAUGGAUUAGGCCACUCCUCUCUGGCAUCCGUGACAACAGGAAGAACCAACCUCACUUCCUCCCUCUUCUCCGACUUCACAUCCCUUAACAGUUCUCAUGAAGGGGCAGGGUCCUAUUACUGGAUUAUCCCCGAGAACGCCUCAGCCACCACGCCCCAUGCUUUACCCCAGCCCAGGGUGAGGGAUCUGGGUCUGGCCCGGGCAGAGAUAGGGGUCCUGGGCUUGGUGCUGGCCCUCACUACCCUAGGGAAUGGCUUCGUACUGUGGGUGCUGCUCCGCAGGAGGAAACACAACGCUCCCAUGCAUCUGUUCAUGGUCAACCUGUGUCUGGCUGACCUGGUGGUGGCGCUGUUCCAGGUUUUCCCCCAGCUGGUGUGGGACAUCACAGAAAGGUUCCAGGGGCCGGAUUUUCUGUGUCGCUCAGUAAAYUACCUGCAGAUCGUAGGGAUGUUCGCGUCCUCCUAUAUGAUCGUAGCCAUGACAGUGGACCGGCACUAUGCCAUCUGCUGCCCACUGCAGGCCUAUCGUGGUGGGUCCGUGUCCCGCUGGAACACCCCUAUUAUGAUGGCCUGGGGCCUGGCCUUACUUCUCUCUAUACCACAGUUGUUCAUCUUCUCGCGGUCGGAGGUGUCUCCAGGAGAGUUUGAGUGCUGGGCUAACUUCGCUGAGCCGUGGGGACUCAAGGCCUACAUCACCUGGAUGACCCUAGCAGUGUUCUUACUGCCAGCACUAAUCAUCACGGUCUGCCAGAUCCGGAUCUUCAGAGAGAUUCACAACAACAUCUAUCUGAAGUCAGAGAGGAUGGUGUCAGCAGAGCUCAAGAAGAACAACGAUGUCAUCUUCCACUUCCACAGAGUCAAAAAGGACAGCGACAGAGCGACCAGGGAGCAGGGGAGAGGGGCAUGCAGAGGGGGGAGAGGAGCAGGAGGGGAACAGCUUCUAAAGACUAUGAACAACAACCCCUCCAGCACUCUCUGUAACCCUCUCUUACCGCUCUCCCCCCAGUCUACUACAGCUGUUGUACCCUCAGAGUGCUAUCCCUACCUGUCCCCCUCUCCACAAUACAGCAGCUGUCACAACAACCACACAGCAGCAACACAGCAAAGCCCCUUCAAUACCCCAGAUAACAUAACCCUCCCCUCCAACCCCGGCCUCAGUGACCAAAGGGGCUCUAGUACAGCUGUAGUUCCCCAAUCAUGUGACACGUGCUCACAUGGAUCCCAUGGCCCAGUCACCUCAGGUGGUUGUGGUGGUGGUUCAGUGCCUCCUAACAAUGGUGGAUGCUACUGUCAUGAGUCCUACACAUCCUUCGAGCUCCCAUCCUCCCCCCGGUGUGUCUCCUCUCCACGCCCAUCGCUGGAGUACCCUCCCCCACCCCCCCGGGCCCUGACGCCCCCCUCCAUCUCCAAAGCCAUGUCUAAGACGGUGAGGAUGACUUUGGUGAUAGUGUUGGUGUACACAGUCUGCUGGUCCCCCUUCUUCAUCGUUCAGCUGUGGGCCGCCUGGGACCCCAACCCUCCAGACCAAGGCGUAGCGUUCACCAUCCUGAUGCUGCUGGCCAGUCUGAACUCGUGUACCAACCCCUGGAUCUACACCUUCUUCAGCAGCUCUGUGUCCAGGGAGCUACAGGCCAUGUUACGCUGCAGACCAAGAACCCCGCGCAGGGGCUCCAUACCUGACGACUCCACCACCACACACACCUCCACCACCAAGGACAGCCUCUACUGACACACUCAGACACUCACACAGCACACACACUCCACCAAGGACAACUUGUACUGUCUCACACACACACCACCACCUCCACUGCUGCCAGCACCUAAGACUAGAGGACAGCCCGCACUGACCUUCAGGCAGCAAACACAUUUCCCCCAACACGGAAACAUGGACAGCUGUGUUAUGGCCAGAAAGGAAGGACCCCUAUGAAACAUCCCCUGUCUGUCUGUCUGUCUGUCUGUCUGUCUGUCCCCUCUGUCUUCUCUCCCUCACACCGAGGAGGUUGCUAUUGAACGAGAGGAGAAACGUGAGUCAGCCGAGGAGGACAAAUGGAGAUCCUAUGCUGAUUAUUGGCUGCAACCCAACUCCAAUCAGAGGCCUGAAGAGAGGAGAGGAAAGGUGAUAUGAAGGUAGAGGAACAGUGGAUGACUUUUACUCUUUUGUUUAGAUCUAGAGUAACUGUCUGAAUCCCAGUAGAGGGAGAGGGAGGGAGGGAGAGAGAUAGAGAGAGUGAGCAUGUCCCAUGCCAAUAAAGCCCUUAAAUUGAAUUGAAUUGAGAGACAGAGAGGGAGGGAGAGUGAGUGUGAAAGAAAUAACUGGAGAGGACCAUUUCUGGAAGCAGAAUAAACAGAGGAUGACAGCGUGGGAGCAAUCCUUGGAGGAGGAGCGGUUGAAGUAGUGAAGGCUAAUAUUAUGGAUAAACUACAGGAAAUCAAAUCAAAAUGUAUUCUAAAUGCAUGCCUGAGGUGGAAUUCAUCUUCACUCAGGAGAGCGGGAGAGGAAUAUCUGGUGAAAGAAAGAAAGAAAGAAA